Messenger RNA from Ostreococcus tauri, 2298 nucleotides. Its product is annotated as Thioredoxin-like fold. Gene Ontology annotation, molecular function: protein-disulfide reductase activity. The coding region runs from base 1 to 2298 and encodes 765 amino acids. NCBI's taxonomy places the organism in Eukaryota, Viridiplantae, Chlorophyta, Mamiellophyceae, Mamiellales, Bathycoccaceae. The transcript has a single exon. The record is from RefSeq and is a predicted model, not a curated record.
AUGUUCGUCCGCGCCGCGCGCGCGCAUCCGAGCUCGAUCGCCCCCCGCGCGGGCGCCCCGUCGCCCCCGCGCGCGCGCCGCGUCGCCGCGUCGCGCCGCGGCGGCGCCCGAGCGGUCGCGACGCGAUCGAGCUCGGACACCGCCGACGACGCCGCGCGCGUCGCCGACGGCGAACCGGCGAACUGGAAGUACACCUAUCUCUACGACGGCGCGUGCCCGGUGUGCCAAACGCUCAAGUCGGCGCUGGAAGGGACGGGCAAGGGAGAGGGACGGGUGUGGUACGUGGACAUUUCGGAUCCGGCGUACGACGCGAACGCGCAUCAAGGGGUGACGUUCGCGGAGGCCAUGGAUACGAUUCACGUGCUGAAGCGAGAUGGAUCGGAACCGUUGAGAGGGUUGCCGGCGAUCGAGGCGCUGUUCAGCGAGGUUGGGUUAGGGUGGGCGGUGCGGUUGGCGACGAUGCCGGCGAUCGGUUUGGCGGCGAGCGUCAUCUAUAAACUCAUCUCGAGUAAUCGGUUGAAGAUCGGCGGCGCGAUGGGUGCUGGGAUGAUGGCGCUCGGUCGAGUUGGGAUGGAGAUUCGAGGCGAGAAGGCGUCGUGCGCCGAAGGGGACGAGUGCCGAGGGAUCGCGACGCUCGAGGUGGACAAGGACUCGCAGGGAGUCGAGGAGGACAGCGGCAUGUUCGAAUCCGUGUACUCCGAGGGUCCGAGGGCUAUUUUGGGCGCGUACGCGAGUGGUGGUAUCGUUAGCGCCGCCAUCGUGAACGUGCGAACGGGAGAACUCGAGUCCGAACUCAUCACCGCCCCGCUCGAGGAGGGCGCGCUUUUGAACAUCGCGAAGGUCGGCGAAGCGCUUCGCUCACUCACCAAGGAAUUGAAGUGGCAGGGCGCGGUCUCGGUCGCGCUCCCAGGUGUGUGGCACGCCGAUGAGAAGAUGGGCGGAAUCAGUGUCUACGCCGCUAUGGAAUCAUUAAACCCACUCGACAUGCGUCGCGACCGCGAAGAAACCGAAGAGUUGUUACGCAUGUCUGUUGGAUUGGACGUCACCGUCGUCACGGGCGCCGAGGCACACGGUUACGGUCACCAAGACUUGUGGGGAGAGGCCGCGCGCCGAAUCAAGAUCGGCACGACUCUGGACAGCGAGGAUCCGGACAACGCGAUGAGCGGUUUGACGGGCGUCGUGACCGCGGGUCACGAAGCCAUUCACGUUGCGUUGUUUAAAGAUGGCGUUCUUCGUACGAACGCCGACUUCAGAGAGGCUGAUCUCGCGAUUUCUUGGAUCGAACCCGAGUGGGAGAACGCGAAACCCCCCUCCGCCGAUUGCGAGGACGAAGAACAAUGGCGAGCCUGGGCGACCAGAAUCGCGGUGCACCUCGCCAAGGUUGAAAACUGCCGCUGCGCCCGCGGCGGCUUGGAGAGAUGGGUCGUGAGCGGCAGCGUCGCUCAAAACUUUGAUAAGUGGGCACAUCUCAUUCCCAAGCUGAGCGUCGUGCGGGCCGGUAGGCAGGCUGCUCCGCUCGUCAAGGGCGGUUCGAACUCGGUGGAGGGCGUUCGCGGCGCCGCCGCCGGCGGCUCGUUCCGCUUUAGAUAUAUGUCGGAUAUUCGACGCGUGCGCGCCGCAAUUGGAAAAGAAAUCGGACGAUCGCCGCAGCUCGUCACCGGUAUUCAGCUUCGAGAGCUCUUCACCAAGUUUGGCGGCGACAUUAACGACGACGCCAUCGACUUGGACGCCUUCGUUCGCAUGGUCGGAGCCAUGGGCGUGCGCCUCCCAGAGGACGAGGUUCGUGAGCUCGUGUGCGACAUUGACGUUCAAUGCGAGUCAUCGGUGACGUUCGAUCAGUUCGAGACGUGGUACAGAUCGGUGAUCGGUACUGAGGUUGCCCAAGUGUUGCACACCGAAUCCGCGGUUGACCAAGUUCUCGAGGAAGAGAAGGGCAGCGGACGUGCCGUGGUCUUGCAAGUUGGCUUCACCUCGUGCAUGCCGUGCAAGAAAUUUCUUCCUCACUUCGAACAGAGCGCGCGAGACAACAAGGAAAACUGCCGAUACGUUCGCAUCUACGGCAACGAAAAUGCAAGCACCAUUCACCUUGCUCGCGACCGUCUCGCCGUGAAGUCAACGCCAUCAUUUUUCAUCUUCAAAGACGGCGUGGUCACCCAUAUGCAUAGUGGGAGCAAUCCGGAGAAGUUCGACGACGCCAUCGCCGAACAAAUCGGCGUCCUCCCGCGAGGCACCUUCGCCGCCAAGUGGAAUCCGCCUGUGCCGAGCGAAGCCACCCUGACGUCGAAAGAGACGGCGUGA